Dreissena polymorpha is the source of this 1680-nucleotide messenger RNA. Its product is annotated as cytochrome P450 4F6-like. The transcript has 12 exons. Bases 295 to 1680 code for a protein of 461 amino acids. NCBI's taxonomy places the organism in Eukaryota, Metazoa, Mollusca, Bivalvia, Myida, Dreissenidae. Gene Ontology annotation, molecular function: monooxygenase activity; oxidoreductase activity, acting on paired donors, with incorporation or reduction of molecular oxygen; iron ion binding. The record is from RefSeq and is a predicted model, not a curated record.
AACUUGGACAUAGCAUAAGACAGUUAAUAUUCAACAGAUUAAAAAGUUGAUACGUAUUUCAGUUACGAAUUUAUGUUAUUUUACGGAACUAAGAUGUUAAACUCAUUACUCCGGAAUUAAUUUGCAAAAACUGGAUUAUAUCCGCAAUUGUGUUGGACAUAUCCGGAUGAUAACAACUUGGGAAACACUGAAAGUUCAGAUUUCAAUCAUUCAGUCUGGAAUCUCGCUAAUUAGUCAAUUACACUUCGGAUCAAGAAUCAGGACUAUCUAGCACUUCCGGCCCGCUUGUAAACCAUGAGUGUGGUCGGCACCCUGAUCUACCAGUACCUGCCCCUUGUGGUGGCGUUCUUCAUCCUCCAAAAGAUUGUCGCGGUGUUCAAGAGACGCUGGGAGCUGCAGUGGACCUUCAAAAAGUUUCCGGGACCCCGGCCCCACUUCUUGUGGGGAAACAUGAAGGAGCUGACGGGCGACUACGCGGGUCUAGUCCGGAUGGCGGACCUCGCCCAUCUGUAUAGUGGUGCCUAUCCCGCCUGGACUGGGCCCGCAGACGCGCAGCUGGUCGCUGUGAAAUCGGAAACAGCGCGCGUGGUGCUAGCUGGAGCAGAUCCAAAAGACGAAUUUUCAUACGCUCUUAUGCGGCCCUGGAUUGGUGACGGCCUACUUCUGAGCUCAGGCAAGAAAUGGGACCGUACGCGCCGUCUGCUCACUCCCGCCUUCCACGUGGACAUCCUGAAGAACUACGUCUCCACGUUUGGCACGUGCUCCCGCGUGCUGGUGGAAAAAUGGAGAAAGUCGACAAAAGCGGAGGAAAUCUUUCACCAUAUCUCCCUCCUAACACUGGAUAGUAUGAUGCAGUGUCUGUUUGGUUUCCAUAGCAAUUGCCAGAACGAAAAGACACGCCACCCGUAUAUCCAAGGAGUAUAUGAAGUCUCGGACCUGAUCGUGAAGCGGAUUUUUAACCCCCUCCAUCACUUCAACUUCAUCUACUUCUACCUCUCCAGUAACGGCCGGAAGUUCCAGUCUGCGUGUGACGCCAUUCACCAGCACUCGGAACGCAUCAUCCGAGAGCGCCGACAGCUCAUGAGCACGGAAAAACCGGGAGAUAGGAAUAUUGACUUUCUUGACAUACUACUGACUGCCAAGGAUUCCGACGGUGUCGGCUUGACGGACAAGGAGAUCCGAGACGAGGUAGACACGUUCAUGUUCGAGGGCCACGACUCGACAGCCAGCACCAUUUCCUGGUGCCUUUACAACCUUGCCAAGUAUCCGGAUGUGCAGAAAAAAUGUCGGGCGGAAAUACUCGAGCAUAUAGGGAAGGGUAAAGAGAUCACAUGGUCAGACCUCAACAAGAUUCGCUACACCACGAUGGCGAUCAACGAGAGUAUGCGCCUAUAUCCGGCGGUCCCGCUGCUCUCCCGCUGCCUCGCUAGAGACGCCACACUUCCGGAUGGCAGAACGGUGCCGAAAGGCGUACGGGUAGCCCAUAUCCCUGUUUGCGGUACAUCGGGAUCCGGAGUAUGGGAUAAUCCUCACUUUGCCUUGACACCGGUCAAGGUCGUUAUCUGCGAGGUGCUUCAGGAACUUUCACCUGACCUUGAGCCCGGCAAGGAGGCCCAACCAGAAAGCAUGCUCAUCCUCAGGAGCAAGAACGGAGUGUACCUGAAUAUCAAACCUCUAUAG